Messenger RNA from Moesziomyces antarcticus, 3111 nucleotides. Its product is annotated as microsomal dipeptidase. The record is from RefSeq and is a predicted model, not a curated record. Gene Ontology annotation, molecular function: metallodipeptidase activity. The transcript is spliced from 3 exons. Bases 1 to 3111 code for a protein of 1036 amino acids. Lineage: Eukaryota; Fungi; Basidiomycota; Ustilaginomycetes; Ustilaginales; Ustilaginaceae. Gene Ontology annotation, biological process: proteolysis.
AUGUCAUCCGACGACUUGCGCCCAGCGGACUUGCUACCAUCUCUAGAGCCGCCAAAUGCACCUGUGCGACCCGUUAUCCCAACCUUGGCGCCGCGCAUCGCCUUCACAGCCCCUUCCCAAGACCUCGGCUCCAACAAGUCGCAGCAGUGGAUCUCAACGACCCAUGUCUAUCCAGCCGCAUGGCCUCGCUCGCAUCCACGCUCGGCCAAGUCCGACAUUUACAACACCGGCGUCCCGUCCUCCUCGAGCCUGGGGCCACUCCCAUCGGAUCCAGAGGCGGCCAAGGCGGAACAGCGCCGACGCCGGGAGGCCGACUUUGCACACUGGCUCGAGGUAUGUGGCGGAAAGGACCACGAGGGUCAGCGCAACGUCAUGCGUACACUUCGCAGUGGAUGCACCAAGUCAGGGCACACUCAGAGGAUCACCGAGGCAAGGACGGCCAACGAGGCUCAGCUCUGGAUGACUGUUAACCGCAUCGUACCCGCGCAUCUCGAAGACGACGUGCACAAAGGCGCCCAUGCCAAAGAUACUCGCCAAGGAAUCACGUUGAUCGCUGCGCAUGCCAACGGCUUCCACAAGGAGAUCUUCGAACCCGCGUUCGAGUCGCUCGUCAAGAAGCUGCAGACCGACGAGCUCCGCGGCAAGUACCGCAUCGACGAGAUCUGGAAUUUUGACUGCACACAUUCCGGCCAAGCUGGUAGCACCAACCGCGACCUCCUCGGCGACACCAUCAGCUGGGCAGACCAUCCGCGCGACAUGAUCAAAUUCCUCGAACAUUACCUUCCCGACACUCCGUCUCACCCUUCUGCCGAGCCGGCGUGGUUGCCGACCUUCCUGACUUCGCACAAGGCCUCCUCGCCCAACGCCAAGCGUCGUCUGGUGGGCAUGGGACACUCCUUCGGAGGUGCUUCGCUCUCGUUUGUACUCCAUGCGAGACCACGUAUGCUCGAAGGACUCAUGCUCGUCGACCCGGCUAUCAUGCAUCUCGAUGAUGAAAAGGCCUUCAAGAUCGACAACCUUUUCGAGGGCAUCAUCCCGCCGAUCGCCGACUUUCCGCUUGCUCGCGGUGCCAUCGCACGCAAGGACACCUUCGACUCGCUGCCUGACGCCAAAGCAUACUUUGAGUCCAAGCCGUUCUUCAAAGUUUGGGAUCCGCGUGUGCUCGAUCUGCACCUCCGCUUCGGUCUGCGCCCCUCAGCGGUACCUGCAUCCCGCGCUCUGGUGGCAGACGACCUGCACGAGAACGACCUCAAGCGCACCGGGCUCGAGCUCAACAACACAAAGUGGCACGAGGCUGCCGCAUUCUCCUCGACGUGGAUGGGAUACAUCGGCAGGAACGGCAUGCUACGUACCAACCACGGCGCAUGGGUGGGCAUGGUCAACAUGGAGGGCGGCUUCAACAACUUCCAGCUUGCGGCAGAGAUCGACAAGCUGGAUCGCGGCUUCAGCGUGACCAUCGAGGGCAACCACCUCGUCGCACAAGAGGAGCCAGAUGCGCUCGCCGGCGCGCUAGCCCAGAUCUUUGAGGCGCAAAAGGACCCAAGCACACUCAAGGAGAAGAAGCUCGCUCGCCAGCUGCGAAAACCUAGACUCACGAGCGAUAUUGUGAGAGUAGCUUCGCGAAGCUGGAGUUGCUGGGCCGAGCCGGCAAUCACUGAAAUUCCGAUCCGCUUCCGCAAGUGGAUUGCCGCUUCCGCGACUUCGGCAUCGACUAGCCUCGACGACAAGGCCAGAGACGGAUUGCUUCCUCUGAGCUCACAGGGCCCGUCUGCGGCCCGCGGCUCCAUCAAGGGCCGCUGCAAGGCUCUUGUCUGCACGCUCGCCGUGGCACUCCUCACUCUCGCCUGGCUCCAUCCCGCUACGCUCGACCGCGCAGUUGGCUGUAUCCGCCAGCCGAGCAUCGACUCGCGAUGCACAUCGAGCGACUUGAGCAGACGCUGCAAGAACCCGCUUAAGCACGCCGAGCACCUGCUUCAAUCGCAUCCGCUCAUCGACGGGCAUAUCGAUGUUCCGGUCAUCGCACGCUAUCGCUACGGCAACAAGGUCGCCGAGAUCCCCUUUGAUCAACCCGCAUUAUCGAACGGCAGCUUUCCGACCUCGGGGCAUGUCGACAUUCCGCGUCUGCGCGCUGGCAGGAGCGGCGGCUUCUUCUGGUCCGCCUACGUCGAGUGUCCCGAUGCCGCCACGGUCGGCAACGACUUUGAGCACGCUGGCGAUCAGAUCGGCGUGCGCGACACGCUCGAGCAGCUCGACGUGAUCAAGCAAAUGACCGAACGGUACCACCACGACUUUGCGCUCGUAGGCGAUGCACGCUCUGCGAGGAAGGCAUUCAAGGCCGGCAGGAUGAUCAGCUAUAUUGGCAUCGAAGGAGCGCACUCGCUCGGCAACUCGCUGUACGCGCUGCGUGCCUUUGCUGCUCUGUUCAGCAGCGGGGCGCCAGGUCCAGUGCGAUACCUGACGCUAACGCACACUUGCCACAAUGCAUUUGCGGACAGCGCGGGCCAGCACCCACCGAGAUGGAACGGUCUGAGUCCGUAUGCCAAGCAUCUCAUCUACGAGCUCAAUAGGCUGGCGAUCGUGCCGGACCUCUCGCACGUGUCGGAUCAGACGGCGCUGCAGACUAUUGACGUCACCAGAGGCCCGCUCAUGCUCUCGCACUCGGCAGCAAGGGCGCUCAACGACCUCGAACGCAACGUGCCGGACUCGGUGCUGCACAAACUCGCAGACUCGGGCAAGGAUCAUGUGGUCAUGAUCAACAUUUACCCUGGCUUUAUCGGCGGCGAAGGCGACCUAGACCAGGUCAUCAGGCACGUCGACCACGUCAGCAGCAUCGUUGGCCGCGACCACGUCGGAGUCGGCACCGACUUUGACGGCAUCCUGAGCACGCCCAAGGGGCUCGAAGACGUGAGGAAGUAUCCGGAUCUCGUGGCGGCACUGGUCGAGCGCGGAUGGUCGGACCGCGAGCUGGCCGGGUUUGUGGGCGAGAACGUACUGCGCGUGCUCGAAGCAGCCGAGAAUGUCGCCGCAAAGAUGCACAGAGACGGCGCACAGCCGGACAACACCAGCUGGGACGACGUCUUCCACUCGCAUGCCCAGCAUGGCGAACUAUGA